Cydia splendana is the source of this 5315-nucleotide messenger RNA. Its product is annotated as bridge-like lipid transfer protein family member 3B. The transcript is spliced from 29 exons. The record is from RefSeq and is a predicted model, not a curated record. NCBI's taxonomy places the organism in Eukaryota, Metazoa, Arthropoda, Insecta, Lepidoptera, Tortricidae. The coding region runs from base 165 to 3926 and encodes 1253 amino acids.
GAAUUGGAAAAAGACCGGUAGUUGGUCGUGAAAAAACGCCCCUGAAUGCUUUUGACAUUGACAUUUCACACAAAAGAAAAGGUCGUACAGGUUCUGUUCUACAAUAAUGAUUUUUUGAUAAUAUCCUUUGAGAUUAGUUAGAAGUUUAUAAUUUAGUUAUAGAAAUGGUUACUAUAAUAAAGAACCAAUUAUUAAAACAUCUCUCAAGGUUUACAAAGAAUCUAUCACCCGAGCAGAUAUCCCUAUCCGCGCUCAGAGGUUCCGGAGAGCUGCAAGACCUGACCCUCGACGAGGAUCUGUUGACAGACUUGCUGGAGUUGCCGGGAUGGCUCCGACUGACGUCAGCUUCCUGCAACAAAGCUACCUUCCGGAUACAGUGGACGAAACUGAAGACAGUGCCUAUUGUGUUGAAACUAGAUGAGGUCCGGAUAGCCUUAGAAGUAUGUGCCGAACCCAGAGUAAUGAAUCCCGGCGCUGCGGGUGCUAUGCCCGCCGCCGGCAAAUACAGCUACAUUCAUAAGGUGAUAGACGGAAUCUCGGUGGUUGUGAAUCAAGUGCAAAUAGACUUCGCGUGCGACGCGUUCUCAAGCAACGUGCAGAUAUCCAGGGUGACGGUAGAAUCAAGGACGCCGGAGGGCCGCCGCGGGGACCUAAGACUGACUAGAAUCAAGAACCCGGACACUGGACAACUUUUAAUAUUUAAGGAGCUAGAAUGGCAGAGCGCUCGGAUAGAGGCCAAACCACACGGAGCGGCCGAGAAUUUACCACCACUGAGACUGUUACUGGGCAACACACACUGCAGAAUUGUGAUCAAAAAGAGGCUAGCGGAUUGCGCCGUGAUCGGUUCUCGUCUAGCCAUCCGACCUGAGCCGGUAGCGUGGGCGUUAACUGACGGUCAGCUCCGCGCGAUGCUAGCUUGUGCCGCGGCUUUAGCCGAGCCCGUGAAGCGAGCCACCGCCGCUGCCACCAGAGCCAAGGCUGCCAGAAAGGUAGAAGAGCCGCUAGAGCAGAUCCACAGCCGCUCGUCGUCGAGCGAGCGCGACAUCCUCGCGCGAAUGUUCGCGAAGCACGACGUUCGGGAAACGUCGUACCAUUUGUUGGCGCCCAGGGUAGACCUGCAUCUAUGUGACGAUCCUGGCUUGGGCCGAUCAGAACAUCCGUCCCUCUCUAACGGCGGCGCGCUGCAAGUAACUUUAGUGAGCAUGCAAGCCGACCUGUUCCCUUACCACAGAGCUUCCAACGAUCGAAGACAUUGGCGGGGUUACCGGGAAGCCGCCACGCCUCACACCCAAUGGUUAUCGCAAGCCUUAUCGUCGUUUUGUGGGUCACUAUUGGACCUUUUGGAUCCGAGACCCUUAACGCCUAGUAAUAAGCCCAGUCAAGUGGAGAAGAAGACCGAAGAGCCCGUGUCAAACGGGUUCAGUCACAAACCGGCGCCCACGCAAACUAGUGCUUCCACCGCUCCGUCCGCCAACACUACCUCACAUGCUUCUCCUACUAGAACGAGGAUUCUCCAGCAGCUGGGCAAGUUAAUGACCACGUGCCUCGUACUUAGGAUAGACGAUUUUACUGUUUACAAGGUGUCUACAAAGUCUCGAGAAGCGCCACGGCCCCUGGUGUGCGCAGAGAAGUCGACAAUGCCGGGCGACGCAGGGUUACUACACGCUGAACUGACACACUUCUACUAUCCUGGAGAUGUCAAUUUUCCUGUCCCGGCUCCGAAGCUGUACGUGCAGCUGAGCCCCGUGCGCGUGCACGUGGACGUGCCCAGCGCCGUGUGGCUCGGCGCCUUCCUGCCGCACGUGGCGCGCGCCGCCGGCGCCGCCGCCACCGCCGCGGCGGGACCCACCGCUGCUGGAACCGCUUACUACGAUGUCCGAGCUGAAGCCAUAAUGCCUAGGAUAGUGCUAGAGGCGGGACCGGAACACAUCCCCCAACAACGCGACCGGCCGAAAGAGCUGCACAUAUGCACCGCCAGAGCCAUGCUUACCAACGUACGAGAAUCGCCAAGAACCAACACGGCGGGCACGCGAGCGGACCUGGCGUCCAUCCUGGCGGCGCUGCGGAGGCUGGCGCCGCCGCGCGGCCAGUUCCCGUGCUCCGAGGGUGACCUGGAUCCUAUACAUGAACAGUUCGUGUUGCACGCUGAAAAUCUUGAUGACAUAGAUCGCGGAACAGCUAUUUCUCCCGAGUUACUUUGGCGGGAAAAUAGGAGUAUAUGGUGCGCGCGAGUGGAGCCGCUGUGGGCCGACCUGUGCGGUGCGCGGGCCACCAACUACAAGCCGGCGCCGCUGCUGGACGCCUGCCCGCUCACGGCCUGGCUAUGCUUCAACGAAGACUUCUCCCGUAUCUGGGCAGUGGCUCGCACCACCGGCCUGGCCGGCCUGCAACUAAACCACUACCAAAUGCUCUUCCUACUGCGCCAACUAGAACGGGUCUCGGAAAUGACGGCUUGGCUGGCUCACGAUGCUGCGAGACAACCUGAUGCUAACGCAGGAUCAAUAGUUGUAGGUGUGGUGGUGCCAGCAGUGGAACUGACGCUGGUUCUCCCCUCGACCUGCCCUGGUCAGGAGUCUUCCAGAGACCUGGACAGUGUUCCUUUGGACUCCUCCAGCCUUCAGGACAUGAAAAUGGGAUCUGAAGCGACAAUGGCGCCAUCUACACUAGUCGGCGAUAGCGGUAUCAUCAGCAGUACACAGCCUGUGGAGAUAUGCUCGGCGCAACCCCUUCCUGCCGAGGAGAUGCCACCACCCAGUCCAGGCCUUAGUUUUGGAGGUUUCUCAUCAAUGCGUCGCGGCCUGACGUCGCUAGUGACAUCUAUCGACAGCGCGUGGACGCGCGACGACGCGCGCAGCGACGCCGCCUCCACGGCGUCUUCUGACAGCGAACGCUACGUUGUCGUGGGCUUGGCUUGCGAGUCUCCUCUCGACGCGGAUCAGGCAUUCAGAGAGUUUGAACACGGGCGUAUGUCCACGACCGGUGUAGAGGUGGCGGCAGAAGUUUUGGAACGUUCCUCUUCGCCCAGCGACCAUUCUGUAACCAGCUCCUGUCGCCGGCGAGAUGUGAUAUCAACGUGCACGUGGCGCCUGCACGACAUCCACGUCGUGCACCAGAGCGCCGCCGGCGCCUCGCGCCUGCGCCUCGCCGCCGACGACCUGCGCACCGACGAGUGCGCCGCCAUACCCUGGGACGAGUUCCAGAACCGACUCAAGAACAAAUUCUCGAUGCGAGCGCGGGCCUGGACCGAGCCGGCCGUCGACGAGUGCGACUUGAAGCCCAGAGAUACUCCAAAAGUGGCGGCUAGGAUGACUAGAACCGAACUGCCGAGAGUUCCUGAUGAAAACGGUGUAACAUCAGGGCUGGCGCCAUUCGAGGAACUGCUAGAAGCCCGUGUCCGAGAACUGAGCAUAGCUCUCAACAUGAGCACAGCCCUGGCGCUCGCCGAGUUCAUUGAAGACGAGGUGCUGGUGCCGCCCAUGCCUUUGGAAGUAUUAAUAGAAAACGUGAAACUCCACCUAAUCGAAGACCGUCCAACCCGCUCCAUCUCCUCCCCUCCCCCGCAGCCCCUCGACAUCGCCCUCACCACGCUCCGCCUCACGCGCGACGAGCGCGGCAUUCUCCGACUCGGCCCCCCUGAACACAGCCCGUCCCCGUCGACACCGCACCAACCGGAAUUGGAGGAAGCGAGAGGGAAGAUUGAUAGCUUGAGUAGAGAAAAUGAAGAGUUGAGAAAAAGGCUGAUGACUUUGGCUAGGAUUGCGGAGGAUAACAGAGAUUUGAGAGCUAAAGCGGAAGAGAUGUCGGUGCUACGUCAGUGCGUGCACACGGCGCAGCAGGAAGUCUCCAGUUUGCUGGCCGACAAGCAGGAGUUGCUAGACGCCGUGCGAGUUUUGCAGGAGCAAUUGGGGGUGCGUGGGAAAAGAUAGCGCUCCCGCGGCCGCGCCGGCGACUCCUGCAGCCUCGACUGCACGCACUGCUGCGGCGACACCUAGCCACACACGACGGUACUGCUCACACUAGGUAGAACAUUGCUACCAGAAUACAACGGGUUUAGAUACACGGACUUCUACAUAAGCCGGCCUCUGUGUUCGAGGGAGCCUCGAGAAUAUAAUGUACGAUUCUCACCGACCGACUGGAGUCAGGCCGCGUCGGAACGCAUUUUCAAUGUGCCUAUAAAUUAUGUUUGGCCGACCCUAUGGAAUCCGACCGAAGCCGUCCGCGUCCACGAGGAGCCGACCGGCUUGCGGCUGUACAAAUGUGAUUUGCGCUACGACUCCGCUCGUUCGGUGGGAAUCGUACUUAACUUUAAGACCAUGGAACGGACGAUCGACUUUGAUGCCGACCAUACAUUUAUUUAAUGUUUGGUCAGUGUUUGGUGUCGAACUUCCAAGGAAUAUGAGCAGCACUAAGGCCGCUUGUAUAAGUUUGCAUGGACACCGCACCGGUCACCCGGCAGCCAUGCUCAAGCCAUUCAGUUUGCAUACCGAGAAGAAGCCAGCAUGAAAACUUAUGGGUACAUUCCGCAGUCAGUUACCUACAGUAAGUCAAACGUUAUAACUAACUGUAAUGUAAAACUUCCGCUACACUCAUGAAGUACAUAAUAUAAAGGACAACACACGUUAUUCAAGUCAAAAUAUCUCGGCAUGUAACGCUCUAUAACGAAGAUCUUUGUCGAAAAAACAGUAUCAAAAAUUAAGUAUAAAUAUUUCAAUCAAAAAGGGAUUAAAAUUAAGAUACAUAAAAUGUCCCAAGUGAGAUUAACGCUUAUAAAACGUAUCAUAUUUAGAAAUAUAGAAUAACUAUUCCGUAGUUUAUAAGUGGACGGUGCUAUUCAGAAAGGAUUCAACGAAUUUUCGAAGUUUAAAUGUAACUUUCUGUAUAACAUCAUUCACUUGGCUGAUUUAUGAAUUUUAGAUUGAAAUUUUAUAGAGUAUUGACGUCUUAUCAACGAAAUAUUAAUAUUCCUUUUCCAAGGGUCGAUAUACAUACGAUAUGGGACGUAUAGACGUCAUUGCGGAGCAGAGAUCCAAAAACCAGAACAAUUUGCAAAAAAUUGAGACAAUUGAAACAGGGGAAAAGUAUGCAAUUCUACUUAUAUACGUAAUAUACGUAUAGCAAUGUGACUCCAGUUUAAGGUUCAUGUUAUGUGCAUUGUACAUCUUUGCGUUUUUUAUGCUGCAUUUUGCGGCCCGAAAUCAGUAUUCAUCGUGAGCAAACAAAAAAAAAUCUUAACAGUAAUGACAUUUUUUUUACAAUCUAUAACCGUCAAACGUGUGUGUGGCAUGUUAGAGUUAGACCAAGAAAAGUCUGCAGCG